AUGGAGAUCUACCUCGAGAUUGAUGGUAUCCGGUUGGUGAGAGGAUCCAGCCGCUGUUCUGGUGAGCUCCACGUGAAGCUCCAGGGAGUUUGGACAGAUGUUGAAAACCUUUACUGGGACCUGAAACUGAAGAAAUGUUUAACAAAAAGGUUCACAGUUGCGCCUUCCAGUUUGAAGAUCAUCUGCUCAGACUCUGUCAGGCUGGUGAAUGGGAAGAGUCUGUGUUCAGGCAGACUGGAGGUGAAGUCCAACCAGUCGUGGUCCUCAGUGUGUGAAGAUGACUUUGACCUGCAGGAUGCUGAGGUGGUCUGUAGGGAGCUUGGCUGUGGGACUCCUUCAGUCUUCCAGGGGGCGCUCUAUGGAGACGUGGAGGCUCCGGUGUGGACCAAAGAGUUCCAGUGUGGAGGCCAUGAGUCUGCUCUCCUGGACUGUGACAGCUCAGACUCAGAUAGGAACACCUGCUCACCUGGCAAAGCUGUUGGACUCACCUGCUCAGAGCCUGAUGAUGUCAGGUUGUUAGGAGGAUCCAGUCGCUGUGAUGGUACGCUAGAGAUGAAACAACAUGGAGAGUGGAGACCAGUGGCUCAUGAAGUCUUUGAAUGGAAACAGAAGGUAGCAGCUGCAGCGUGUAAGCAGCUGGACUGUGGUUCUGCUGUUUCAACAAACAUAAGCACCAGUUCUUCAUCGAAGUCUGUGUGGUGGAUCGAACAUUCUUGUGUUCAGUCUGAUUUGAUGCUACGGGAGUGUUUGGAGCUACCUAGUAUCCAUCAAAGCUACAUCAGCCUGGAGGUGAUCUGCUCAGGUAACCCUGAACAGUGACAGUCACAUCCUUAACCUUUUCAAUUAGCAGUUGCUCACUAAGUCCUCCAUAUUAAAUAUGAAUCCAAGAGUCCUCCAUUUCCCAUGGCUCCUGCUAAUGAACAAAUCCUGUUAUCUUACUGGGCUCAGUUUUCAUCACUUUGACAAAACAAAUAAAGAUGAUUCAUGUUUCAUCUUC
Molecule: messenger RNA, 997 nt
Organism: Sebastes umbrosus (honeycomb rockfish)
Lineage: Eukaryota; Metazoa; Chordata; Actinopteri; Perciformes; Sebastidae
Product: scavenger receptor cysteine-rich type 1 protein M130-like
Exons: 5
Coding region: 1-819 (272 amino acids)
Cellular component (GO): membrane
Source: RefSeq, a predicted model, not a curated record